AUGACGUUUCAAAAGGAAGGCAAAAAUCCUCUUGAACAUACAAGCCUGUAUCAGCGUGCUGAUAGUGAAGAAAGUGACAUCGAAGGAGGAUAUGGAAAUGUUAACAGACUUAUUAUUAGGCCUUCUGAUCACAGCGGAAAAGCAAAAAGAGGACAUCUAUGUUUUGAUGCAUCAUUUGAAACAGGCAAUCUGGGACGGGUUGAUCUCAUAUCAGAGUUUGAAUACGAUUUAUUUGUAAGACCUGAUACGUGUGGUCCAAGAUUACGUUACUGGUUUAAUUUCACAGUCAAUAAUGUUUGCGUGGAGCAGCGAGUAGUCUUCAACAUUGUUAAUAUCUCAAAAAAAAGUAAUCUUUUUCGACGUGGUAUGACACCUCUGGUAAAAAGCUCCACUCGACCUAAGUGGCAACGGCUACCUUCAACGCAAGUUUUUUAUUACAAAUCUAAUAUUCACCAGGAUCAUUAUAUUAUGAGCUUUACAUUUUCAUUUGAUCGUGAAGAUGAUUUAUAUCACUUUGCGCUGAGUUAUCCAUACUCCUACACAAGGCACUUAGUUUAUUUGGAUAAUCUGAAAGCAAGGUACCCGUUUUUAGAAAGAGAAAUUGUAACAAGUUCAGUUAAAAAAAAAAAAAUUGAGCUUGUUACAAUAACUGAUAAAAAAAAAAAUGACGUGUUUUGUAAAAGACAAGAGCAGCAAGUUUCGAAGAUGGUGGUGAUUAUUGGUCGGAUGCAUCCUGGUGAGUCACCAUCAUCAUUCGUGUGUCAAGGCGCUCUUGAUUUUCUUAUCAGUAAUCAUCCUAUCGCUAGAAUACUACGAAAUAACGUUGUCUUUAGAAUUAUUCCUAUGCUUAAUCCUGAUGGAGUGUACAUAGGGAAUUAUCGAUCGACUUUAAUCGGAUCUGACUUAAAUCGUUCAUGGAACCGAAUGUCUAUGUGGACUCAACCAGUGCUGAUGGCAACAAAAACUUUGUUGCAAUCUUGGGAUACUGAUACAAAGACUAUUAUAGAUUGCGUAUUUGAUUUGCAUGCUCACUCAAAUGCUACUGGACUCUUCGUUUAUGGGAAUGCAUAUGACGAUGUAUACAGGUACGAACGGCAUAUAGUUAUACCGAAACUAAUAUCUCAAUUAGCUGAUGACUACGAGCCUUUUAGAACCAUGUAUAAUCAAGAUUCAUACAAAGAAAGUACAGCUAGAAGAUAUAUACGAUCAAUUGUAAGCGAACAUGUUAAUUGUUACACAUUACAUGUCUCAAUGUAUGGAUAUACGAGAAAAGGAACAUCAAGUAUACUUCCUUACACCGAAGAAAGUUGUAUCCUUUUCUUACACUAA
Molecule: messenger RNA, 1329 nt
Organism: Copidosoma floridanum
Lineage: Eukaryota; Metazoa; Arthropoda; Insecta; Hymenoptera; Encyrtidae
Product: cytosolic carboxypeptidase 6
Biological process (GO): proteolysis
Molecular function (GO): metallocarboxypeptidase activity; zinc ion binding
Source: RefSeq, a predicted model, not a curated record